This is a messenger RNA of Sceloporus undulatus (fence lizard), 868 nucleotides long. Its product is annotated as kallikrein-14-like. Gene Ontology annotation, molecular function: serine-type endopeptidase activity. Bases 59 to 868 code for a protein of 269 amino acids. Gene Ontology annotation, biological process: proteolysis. NCBI's taxonomy places the organism in Eukaryota, Metazoa, Chordata, Lepidosauria, Squamata, Phrynosomatidae. The transcript is spliced from 5 exons. The record is from RefSeq and is a predicted model, not a curated record.
UCUUGAUCCAACAGCCCCAAUAAAAACAACAACAACAACAAGAAGAAGACAUAUAUAGAUGACAUCUUUUCCCUGGAGUGCCAUGAGGCUUCUGAAUGCAGUGCUACUUCUGCUAGUGCUUACAGUGGCUGCACAAGAUGAGUCGCGGAUCAUUGGAGGCCAAGAGUGCCCCAAGCACGGUCAACCCUAUCAGGUCAUCCUCUCCAACAGCAGGAAAAAUGGCCCUGAUGUUCAGUGUGGAGGUGUUCUGAUAAACAAGGACUGGGUGGUAACUGCUGCCCACUGUGACAACGAGGGAGUCAUCCACACACGGAUGGGGGAUCACAGCCUCCGGGCCAAUGAGGGCUCUGAGCAGUGCAUCACAUCAGCACAGAAAUUCAUACACCCGGCCUACAACCCUACCACACAUGACAGUGACAUCAUGCUAAUACGACUGCGCAACUCUGCCAACAUCAAUGCAUAUGUCAGGCCCAUUGAACUGGCCACUGAAUGUGCUAGGCCCAAGACUCGUUGUGAAGUGUCAGGCUGGGGCACCAUCAAGACCCCUCAAUCAGAGUUUCCUGACCUCCUGCAGUGUGCCAACGUCUACACAAUAUCAAAUGAAGAAUGCAAUAAGGCAUACCCGAAUGCCAUCACAGAAAACAUGCUAUGCGCUACCGUGAGUGGAGGUGGUAUAGACUCCUGCCAGGGUGACUCCGGAGGACCUUUGGUGUGCAACAAUAAACUCCAGGGCAUUGUUUCCUGGGGGAUGCAGGUCUGUGCCCAAGACGGAAAGCCCGGGGUCUAUACAAACAUCUGCCAAUUUAUUGGUUGGAUUCAGGACACCAUCCAAAGAAACUCAGGCUACAGGGCUGCAGACACUUGCUAG